This is a messenger RNA of Fusarium poae, 381 nucleotides long. RefSeq lists its product as uncharacterized. The coding region runs from base 1 to 381 and encodes 126 amino acids. The record is from RefSeq and is a predicted model, not a curated record. NCBI's taxonomy places the organism in Eukaryota, Fungi, Ascomycota, Sordariomycetes, Hypocreales, Nectriaceae. The transcript is spliced from 3 exons.
AUGUCCGAAUCUAAGCCUAUGGAUGACCAUCGCAAGACCCUAAAAGAGGGCAAUCCUGAAGAUAAAAUCAGAGCAUGGCUUCAACUCACGAUCAACGAGAGUGGUCAUUCAAAACAGGGAGACUGGAUGAACACCCUCGUUCCUCACCUUGAACUCGUCUCUAGCAACGCUGAGGGUCCUCAUCCAUCUUGUGUAUUCUCCUAUACAGUUCAGCCCGACAAUUGCAACCGGUUGCAAAACCUUCAUGGUGGCUGCGCGGCUACGCUCUUUGACUGGUGCACGACGUUACCUAUCGCUUUGGUGAACAAGCCUGGCUUCUGGCAGCAUUUAGGUACCAUUGUCACAUCAACUUGUCGCGUUUAUACCAUCGAUGCAGGGUAA